Messenger RNA from Salvelinus sp. IW2-2015, 1500 nucleotides. Lineage: Eukaryota; Metazoa; Chordata; Actinopteri; Salmoniformes; Salmonidae. The record is from RefSeq and is a predicted model, not a curated record.
AGAGAGUUAAAGACAGUUAUAGAUAUUAGGAAGUUCAGUCAUUCGAUCUAGGGCCUUGGUCCUUGACACACACAUUGUGCAUUGGUACCAUAUAACAUACAGAGACACAUACCCAGAAAUGGCUUCUCUCCCUCUCCCUCCUCCUCCUCAUCUCCAGACUCUCAGUUGCUUAUCGUGUGUCUGCGAAGACAGGAAGCUCCACCACCAUCCCAUGUCACUAUGUUCAGAAAUACAAAACCCAUGUGAAAUACUUGUGUAAAGUACAUUAUUUGGUAAGAUGCUCCCCUGAUGUACAUACUAAGAGCAUAAAUAAGGCCUCAAUCUCUCAUGACAUCAACCAGCAAACCUUCACUGUGACCAUGACUGAUCUGGAGCCAGAGGACUCUGGACGUUACUGGUGUGCUGUGGAGAUCAAUGGUGUACCAGAUGUCUGGACAGAACAGUUCCAACUAUCUGUCUCUGCAGUUAAGAUCCCUGCAACUCUUCCAUAUGAUUACAUGACUGGUGUUCUGGUUUCAUUUACUGCACUAGGCUGCCCUGCCGCUUUGGUGUCUGUACCUCUGUGUUCAGGUACUCCAGAACUCUAUGUGGACCAACAGGAGGUGACUGGAGUUGGAGGGAGUGUCAUUGUAAAAUGUUACUGUAGCUACACUGGAAAUAGGAAGUCGUGGUGCAGGAUUGGUGGCAGUGUCUCCUGUGUGGAGAGGAAUUCAGGGGCUCUUGAUGGAACAUCAGUGACCCUACAUCAGACCACUGAUGCCACCAGAGGAAACAUCUUAAUGGUGACUAUGAGUGGACUGAAGAUGGAGAACACCGGCUGGUACAGGUGUAGAGUGGGAGACCUUGUGAUGCCUGUUCACAUCACUGUCAGACGACAAACCACCACACAAAGUACCACCACUAUGACCACAACUAAAGCUCCAACCACUGAACAAUCCUCUUUCUCUCCAACUGCUGAGCCUGUUCAGACUGACAACACAGUCCAAGGACCUGAGCCUGUUGAGACUGACAACACAGUCCAAGGACCUGAGCCUGUUCAGACUGACAACACAGUCCAAGGACCUGAGGGGGGAAAGGAGAAGGACACCAUGAGAAAAUUAUCACUCAUUCAGCUGUAUUUCACACUUACUCUUUCAAAUGGAUGACAAUAUAAAUAUGAUGAAAGGCAAUAUUUUCUGUUUUUCACACUCGAGUUUAGGCCACAAAAACACCCUCCUCAAAUGUUUUCACACAGAGUAUAGGCCAAGACACUGUUGUCAUAGAGACAUUUACCACUUCCUCAUAUAUCUGUGGUUUGUAGAAGUAGCAGCAUUCUAUUAUUGUAUGGCAAAGUUUCACACAUAAAAGGUGUGAAGAGCUGAAGAAUAUUUCCAUUUAGUCAUAGCAGCACAAAAACAAUAAUUAAAAAAUCUUAAUAUCUUAGAAUUAGAAGGAUUUUGUGAUUGGAGGAACGUUAGCAGGUAGCCUACAGGAGCACCUUUUUGAAGUGAUUGUUUGACA